This is a messenger RNA of Polyodon spathula (Mississippi paddlefish), 6324 nucleotides long. RefSeq lists its product as uncharacterized. Lineage: Eukaryota; Metazoa; Chordata; Actinopteri; Acipenseriformes; Polyodontidae. Gene Ontology annotation, molecular function: DNA translocase activity; ATP-dependent chromatin remodeler activity; ATP binding. Bases 148 to 5787 code for a protein of 1879 amino acids. The record is from RefSeq and is a predicted model, not a curated record. The transcript has 3 exons.
UAAAUAAAUACCUAAAUCAGGGGAAUUUCUUUGUUACAAAAUGCUAUAUACAAUGGAGACAGACUCUGAAACCAGUUUGCAAAACAGAAGAAGGUGAAGCAAGACUUAUCAAGAUAGCCUGCUGGGACCCAACCUGUCCUGUCAGUCAUGGAUUCCUGGAGAACAAGGUAUGGUCCACAGAGCAAAGGAACUAAGGAUCUAGAGGAAAGCCUUGCAGAUCUACAACUGGACGAUGAAGAUGAGAAGGAAACAUACAAAUCUGAGACCUUUGAGACAAUUCAUGUCCUUGACAGUGGCCUGUUGCUUUCCAAAGGGACGUACGACCGAUUGUAUGAAUACCAGAAACAAGGCUUAGCUUUCCUUUACAGCCUACAUCAACCUGAGAAAAAGGGAGGGAUCUUGGCAGACGACAUGGGCUUGGGGAAAACAGUCCAGAUUGUAACAUUUCUUUCCGGGAUGCUAGAAAUGGACCUGAUCAGAUCUGUGCUACUGGUAAUGCCCUGCAGCUUACUAGGGAACUGGGUUACGGAGUUUAAAACGUGGACCCCGAGCAUCAGUUUCAAAGUGUUUCAUCAUAGUGAGAGAAAUCCAGAUAAGAACUUGAAUGAUGUCCAAACAAUCGGAGAUGUGCUUAUCACUUCAUAUGAAACACUAGCUCAAAACUGGCAGAAAUUUUCAAAACAUAAUGAGAUAGCGUUCACCUGGGAUAUAGUAAUAUUUGACGAGGCCCACAAGAUUAAAACUCCAACUACCAAAAGUUUUAAAGCUGCAUGUUUAAUUCCAGCACACACCCGAAUCCUUCUCACUGGAACACCGAUUCAGAACAACCUCAAGGAGAUGUGGGCACUGUUCAAUGUAGCCUGUCAGGAAACCCUCCUAGGAACAUAUAGGACUUUUAAAAAAUUAUACGAAGACCCAAUAUCAAAAGCAAGAGAGAAAAAUGCCAGCCCACAUAUGAAAUCUCUGGGACUAAAGAUGUCUGAAAGUCUAAGGGAAAUGAUAACACCCUACUACUUGAGGAGGACAAAGGAAGAAGUUCAGAAGAACAGGCACGAUUCAGACCACAGGAAUGAACGUCGUCCAGAGAAUAAGGAGAAUCACGAUCCCAAGGUUGCUGUUGAGAUGCCACUGUUUACCAGAAAGAACGAUUUUGUUAUAUGGCUUCACCUCAGCCCAUUACAAGAGAUUCUUUAUAAAAAAUUAAUUUAUUCGAAUAAAGUCAAAGAAUGUCUUGAAACAUCCCGCUCUCCUUUGAGUGACCUGAAUACUUUAAAGAAGAUUUGUGCUCACCCCAGACUGCUGUCUGCCCAAGUUUACAGGGAGUUAUUUCAUCUGGACAAAAGUGGAAUUGACUGCUGGAAUGGUGAUGAGGAUAUGUGGGGUGCCGAUGUGAGCCAGCAGUCAAGUGAAACUCUAAUUCAGCAAUCUGGCAAGUUGCUGUUCCUCGUCUCCUUACUGGAAAAGCUUCGGGAAGAGGGCAAUCGCACACUCGUGUUCUCUCAGUCUAGAAAAAUGUUGGACAUCAUUGAGAACAUUUUGGAUGAGCGAGGGUUUAAGGUGAUGCGUGUGGAUGGGACUGUCAGUCAUUUAGCACAGCGUGAGAGACAAAUCACAACGUUUAAAAAAAAUAGAGACUACUCAGUCUUUCUGCUUACUACUCAAGUGGGUGGCCUCGGGCUCAACCUGACGGCUGCCAAUAGGGUUGUCAUCUUUGAUCCAUGCUGGAAUCCAGCUACAGAUGACCAAGCUGUAGAUAGAGUGUACAGAAUUGGGCAGAAGAAGGCUGUGGUGAUCUACAGGCUCAUUACAUGUGGGACAGUGGAAGAGAAAAUAUACCGAAGGCAAGUCUUUAAGAAUUCACUGAUCAGACAGGCAUCUGGGGAUGAGAAAAACCCAGUUCGGUAUUUCAACAAUCAAGAAUUGAAAGAGCUCUUUAUAUUAGAGGACACACAGUCUUCUUCAACACAGAUUCAGUUGCAGAAAACGCAUGCAGCUCAAAGACAGACAGAUAAAGAACUGGACGCCCAUAUAGCCUACCUGCAUUCACUGAAGAUUUUUGGGAUUUCAGACCAUAACCUCCUGUUCUCAGAGACACAGGAAGAUGAAAAUGAAACUGAAGCAGCUCAGAAUUACAUUCGUCUCAAAGUUGAAAAAGCCCAAGGACUGAUAGAAGCAGAAUCUCAGGUGGUUCGACACCACAAUAUGCAUGAAGCAGACAUGAAACUUUCAAAGCCUCAGAAGAAAUCCCCUAAAAACACCUGGGAUGAAAGAGACACAGGUAUGUCUUCACCUGAAGGUCUUGGCCAAAGCAAAGGAAGCUCUGAAAUGGAAGAUGACUCAUACAAUGCCAGUGAUGAAAAUGCUCAUCUCACAGAAGAAAGAGAAUGUUUACAAGGUGGUGCAUUACAAAAUAAUUCAAAUACAUUACCUGAGAAAGAAGCCACUAAAACCACAUGGGAUGAAAGAGGCACAGACCCAGACCAAAGACAAGAAAGCUUUGGAAUGGAAAAUGACUUGUACAAUGCAAAUGACAAAAGAUCCCUUCUCAGGGAAGGGUCAGAGCUCGAGUGGCACAGUGUGGGAUCAGCUUCUAAUGGGACCCCUGACUAUAUCAGUCAGUCUUCUGAAAUGAAUACAGCAUCCUAUAAUCCAGGGAUAUUAAACUCUGUUUUUUGCGAUGGAAAUGAGAUUGCAGUUACUUCGUUUACUGAAAACACAUUGUCCAGAGAUACAGGUACAACUGAUGUGAAUAAUGGAAAGUGCAAAGGAAUGAGUGAUGUCAUGGAAGUAUUCGAAGACCCAACAGAGAGGGAUUCUUUGGCCAUACCAAAUCAUUGCAACUCUUUGCUGACUCCAGAUAGUAAAUCAAUCUAUAUGGAGAGUUUUUUUCAUUUCAAGAUUGGAUCUUCUGAUAUUGUGACAUCCACUCCUGGUCCAUUUACUAAAAACAAAAUGUUUAGAGAUCAUUUAGCCCGAACCAGUGUCUAUAUUGGAAACAUGGAAGGAAUCAAAGGCAUUUUUACAAAUUCGGAAGAUACAAAAGGGAAGGGGCACUUAUUACCCACACUAUGUGAUUAUUCACAAACUGAUAAGACAUGUAUUUCUUCUGCUUUUGUAUUUGAACCACAUGCAAUAGGUUCUACACCACAAACAUUUUUAGACAGAUUAAGUGGGUUUUACGUUCCCAGUGAGAGUGACUGGGAUGAAAAUGAAAUCUUCAUCUCAGCAGCUAGCUCUCCAGCAACUCGGUCUGUUCUUCUCAGUGGCUUUCAAUUGAUUUUGGAUGACAGUCAAGAAGAUCUACAAGACUGUGUAAUGGGAAUACAAAAGCAGUCACUGCAACAUGUACUGGAUAGCUCAAAGGGAUUACAGGAAGCUCAGGAUGGCAUUUGUCUUACAGUUGAAAAAGCCCAAGAGAUGACAGAAACAGAAUCCCAGGUGAUUCGACAUUACGACAUACAUGAAACAGACAUGAAACUUUCAAAGCCUAAGAAGAAAUCCCCUAAAAACACCUGGGAUGAGAGAGACAUGGGUAUGUCUUCCACUGAAGUUCUUGGCCUAAGCAAAGGAGGCUGUAAAAUGGAAGAUGACUCAUACAAUGCCAGAGAUGAAAAUUAUCAUCUCACAGAAGAAUCAGAAGGAGGAUGUUUACAAGGUGUUGCAUUACAAAGCCAUUCAAAUGCAUUGCCUGAGAAAGAAGCCACUAAAACCACCUGGGAUGAAAGAGACACAGGUAUGUCUUCAACCAAAGUCCCAGACCAAGGACAAGAAAGCUCUGAAAUGGAAAAUGACUCAUACAAUGUAAGUGACAAAAGUUCCCCCCUCAUGGGCGGGUCAGACUGUGAAUGGCACAGUGUGGGAUCAUCUUUUCACAGGACUCUGGACAAUAUGAGUCAAUCUUCUGAAAAAGACAGCUUUUCUAAUACGAACACAGCAUCCUAUAAUACAUGGUUAUUGAAUGCUGGUCCUUGUUAUAGAACUGAAAAUGCAGUUUCUGCAUUUGCUGAACACAGAUGCAAGUCCAGAGAUACUGGUUUGAAUAAUGGAAAGAGCAAAGGAGUGACUGUCAUGAACGUGUUCGAAGACCCAACAGAGAAGGAGUCAUUGGCCAUACCAAUUCUCUGCAACUCCUCACUGACUCCAGAGAAUAAAUCAAUCUACAUGGAGAGUAUUUCUCAUAGCAAUAUCAGAUCUCCUGAUAUUGUGCCAUCCACUCCUGGUCCAUUUACUGAAAACAGAAUGUUUAGAGAUCAUUUAGCCCAAACCAGUAUCUAUAGUGGGAACAUGGAAGGAAAGGGCAUUUUUAAAAAUUCGGAAGAUACAAAAGACAGGGGUUGCUUAUUACCCAUGCUAUGUGAUUAUUCACUAACUCGUGGUUCAAAAUCAAUUAAAGUGGAAUGUUUGUCCACAAGCAAUAUAGAAUCUCUCCAUGUUCUACAAGGAAUUGAACCUGCAGUCUCGCCACAUGCUGAAAACAGAGCAGUCAUAGAAAACAAAACCCAAUUAACUGAAAUGGAAACAUUUUCCUCCAUUUAUAUGGACUCUCAUGCUGAGGCAUAUCUUCCUCUUCCACAAGGAAAAUUGCUUGAGAAUCCUGGACGUGAAAUGGUAGUCUCGUCAUUUGCUGAAAACAAAGCAGUGAAAGAAAACGAAACCCAAUCAUUUCAAAUUGAAUGCUUUUCCUCCAGUAAUAUGGAGUCUCCUGAUAGUAUGCAAUCUAUUGCUAUUCUAGAAGGAAAGUUGUUUGAUGACACUGAAAAUGAAUUACUAUUGACUAAAAAUACAGCAGUCAUAGAAAACAAAAAUAAAUCAAUUAACAUGGUAUGUUUUCCCACCAGUAAUACAGACCCUUCUGAUUCUGCAGUAGUCCUCCCUGUUCUGGAAAUUGAUGACACUGGAAGUGAACUUUCAGUCUCAGCCACUAACUCUCCAGUAAGUCGAUCACUGCUUCUCAAUGACCUACAACUGAUUUUGGAUGACAGUCAAGAACAUCCACAAGACAGUGUAAUGGGAAUAGAAAAUGAGUCUCUGCAACAUGUGCUGGAUAGCUCAAAUAAAUUCAAAGAAGCACCACGUGAAAAAGAAGGAACCACACCAACCACUGACCUGCAGAGUUUCAUUGGUACCAGUCGACCUCCCCAGAUUCAAGGCAGUGUUGAGGACGUUCAAAAACAUGAAUGUGGGAUUCAAAAGAUCACAGAGAAUAUUAUAGAAACUGAGACGACGACUUGCUUUAGUAAUAUUAGUGAAACUGAGAUCUAUAACUCCAUGUUAGUGAUCAGGGAUGCUAGAAAAAGUUCAUCCUAUCUUACAUUCACUGAAAGAUGGACUAAUGAUUUUCCUUUAUACAGAGGCUUCAUGAAAGAGUCUGCAGCCACUGCUAACCCAUGCAUCGGUGACACAAGCAGAUCUGCUACCCCUGAAACUUCACUCAUAAGUGUUAAUAAUAGCCUUGAAGAUAUAAGCCACUCAGGUGACAGCAGAAACCACUUGAGGCAUAAUUUAGUAACAUAUCUGACAAUGGAAUCACCUGUAGGGAUUGUAAAAGCAGAGGAAGAUGAAGGCUGGGAUCCAAUUCAGCUUCCCUCCAAUGGAGUUAUCAGGAAAAGACCAGAAGAGAUACCUGAGGACAGUUGCUUGGAGGCAGCUUCCAAUUAUAUGCAGGCAAAAGAAAUUGGACAAGAUUUAAAGGAUAAGAGUCCAUACAUCAAUCAGGAAUCUGACAACAGAAGUGCUGGAAUAAGCCCUAUCCUGAAGAUAUUAAUGAAGCUCUGGUCAGGCAAGUGAAAGAAUUGAAACAGAAGGGAAAGCUGUAAGUCCAUCACACUUUUAUACAGCCCCUAGAAGGACCUCCUCGUGACAGUACAAUGUAGCUUCUAUGUCAAUUAGGUGUGCUGUUGACAUACAGGGGUCUGAGGACUGGGACAUUUAUAAUACAAGCAAACACUAAACUGUUCACUGGUUUUACAAUUGUUUGACAGGAUCCAUUUAAACUGUAACGAUUCUCAAAGCUCUUCAGGUUAAAUUGUUUAGCACCAUUAUUUCAGAAAAUAAUAAAGUUACCAAACCAGAAAUAUACUACAACCCUGCCGUUCUAUUUUGGGUCUAUGAGAAUGUUUUUUUUUUCUUGCUUGUUUUAGAUUUUGUAAUUGUGUUUUUUUUUUUUCUUCCAGUAAGAAAGCUUUUAGAAUCUCUACCUAAUUUAUUUUUUGGGGGUAGGGUUAAGAUAUGUUUUUAUAGUUUGGUUUAACUCGAUUAGAUGGGUAUUUUUAUAUUUUGUAAAACUUUUUUUUGUCUAUAAAAUAAAAGUGCGCUCACCAAAGC